This is a messenger RNA of Drosophila takahashii, 782 nucleotides long. RefSeq lists its product as uncharacterized. NCBI's taxonomy places the organism in Eukaryota, Metazoa, Arthropoda, Insecta, Diptera, Drosophilidae. The record is from RefSeq and is a predicted model, not a curated record.
CAGCUGUUUUAGAUUUACCUGGCCAAACACAAAUCAAUUAAACAAAUGCAAUUUCUGCAUUAAAUCACAGUAAAAUGCAGGAAUUUUCGGCCAAACGCGAUGCUCUGUUCGCCUGCCUCGACGAUGCGAGCAAAGAGCUGAAAGGAACCGCCUUGGAUCAGAGCAAGGCCAAGUCGCUUUCCAUCAACGCUCUCGACCGGGGCAACAGAUCCGGAAAUUCAUCCGGAUCCGGACAGGUGAUGAACUACCGCCAUGGUCGCAGCAUUGAGGUUGGCCUCGAUGCGGAGGACGGGAGAUUGCGGCGGAUGCGGGGCAAGGAGAGCAUCUUUAAGAAGCCGGAACUGCCCAUUGGCCGCUGCCUGAAGCCCAGGAAAACUCCGGAUUACCAGGUAAACCCGCACAAAUGGAAGAAGUACUCCCUGUCCGAUGUGGACAUCUCCGAUCAGAGCAAUUCCGCCGCCGCCCUCUCCUUUCUCCGGCAAAUGGAUGCCCAGCGCGAAGCCGAGGGAGAUGAUCAUGAAUCACCACACUCAGAUGGCAAAAUAGAGUUCAAGAAGACCAGCAAACUCAAUCGCAAUCUCAAGAAGCUGCAAGAGGAGGAAGUGGAGGAUGUGGAGCUGGACAAACCGCAGUUGAGGGGCUCCAAACUGGUGAUGCCCGAGUAUGUCAUAGGUCAAAAGUCGCAGAAACAAAGGAAAUCCAAAGUAAAGUCGAACCAGAGCCGUGCCUCUGGGAAACUUCAACUCUCUCACUUGGCGGAGGAGGAUGAACAGGAUGAAUAG